Coregonus clupeaformis (lake whitefish) is the source of this 4106-nucleotide messenger RNA. RefSeq names its product melanocyte-stimulating hormone receptor-like. Gene Ontology annotation, biological process: G protein-coupled receptor signaling pathway. NCBI's taxonomy places the organism in Eukaryota, Metazoa, Chordata, Actinopteri, Salmoniformes, Salmonidae. Gene Ontology annotation, molecular function: melanocyte-stimulating hormone receptor activity. Gene Ontology annotation, cellular component: membrane. The transcript has a single exon. The record is from RefSeq and is a predicted model, not a curated record. The coding region runs from base 801 to 1787 and encodes 328 amino acids.
CUCUCUCCAUCCAUUUUACUCCCUAAUCUUGUUAAAUAUUUCCAUGCGGAAUCACGCGUUCAUUAGUUUGUGUCAGUCUGAGAAUCAUGCGAUUGGCUUUCGCUAUGAGAAAGGAGGAGUUAGAGAGGCGGUGGACCCUUUUAAGAACACACUGUCAGUUUGUAUGCCUGAGAGCUCAGCUGGAUAGGCUUCAGUUCACACAUUAGGAUUGCCUGGAGCCUACUUGGACGUCCAAAUGGUAGAGGAUUUUCUCGCAUGCGAUCCAGCACCAAGGAGCUGUAUUCGGACUCAGACUAGGAUUCUCAUCACCUGGAUAUACCAUACAUGGGCUAUGUGCAUCACCAAAAGAAAGUUGGAUAAACCUGUGAAGCUAAACAGUUACUUGAGAAAGAGACGAUUUCACAUGGAUGAUUCUCCACUGUGAGCAUCUGGGUUCUUCACUCUGUGUUUAAGUUCGUUCUGGAGACCUCGGUUUGUGGGAAAACUUCAGUCCAAUUUCAGGGUUGCGACAUAAACGUGAGCUAAACUACCUUCACCACACACAUUCUGUGCUCUUUUUACCUGAGGUCACAUCCCAAUUGAAUAGGAUAUGAUGUAUAUAGAAUAACUAGUUAAUUCUGUUACACUACAGAGACCACAAAGAAAAUAUUUUAAGGCGUUUUCUUUCCCCCUCAUUCAGCCAAACUUUGCGCUGCGGUGAAGGUCAAGUGUCCUUAUUGUUCCCGGCGCGGACCCACUGUGUAGCAGUAGCCUACUACAGCAGAGAGCAGCAGACAACACGCGACAACAUAACCUUCAUCAUGCACCACCACAUGGAGCUGAGCACCCUCACCAUGUACAGCCAGAACAUCACCACCAACAACACCAGCACCAGGGAGCAGAACUCUACUAGCUGCUCGCUCCGCAUCCCACAGGAGCUGUUCCUGACGCUGGGCCUCAUUAGUCUGGUGGAGAACAUCUUAGUGGUGCUGGCCAUCAUCAAGAACCGCAACCUGCACUCGCCCAUGUACUACUUCAUAUGCUGCCUGGCCGUCUCCGACAUGCUGGUCAGCGUCGCCAACGUGGUGGAGACCAUAGUCAUGUUGCUCACCGAACACGGGCUGCUAGUGGUCACACCGGAAAUGCUGCGGCACCUGGACAACGUCAUCGACAUCAUGAACUGCAGCUCCGUGGUGUCGUCUCUGUCCUUCCUGUGCACCAUCGCCGCGGAUCGAUACAUCACCAUCUUUUACGCGCUGCGUUACCACAGCAUCAUGACCACGCAGCGCGCAGUGACCAUCAUCGCGAUGGUGUGGCUGACCAGCAUCACCGCCAGCAUACUUUUCAUCGUCUACCACUCGCACACCGCCGUCAUUGUGUGCCUCGUCACCUUCUUCUGCAUCACCCUUGUCUUCACCGCUGUGCUCUACAUGCACAUGUUCAUCCUGGCACACGUACACUCGCGGCGCAUCAUGGCCAUCUACAAGUCUCGCCGCCAGGGCACGAGCAUGAAGGGCGCCAUCACGCUCACCAUCCUGCUCGGGGUCUUCAUCCUCUGCUGGGGACCCUUCUUCCUCCACCUCAUUCUCAUCCUAACCUGCCCCACUAGCCCCUUCUGCACCUGCUUCUUCAGCUACUUCAACCUCUACCUCAUCCUCAUCAUCUGUAACUCACUCAUCGACCCGCUCAUCUACGCCUAUAGGAGCCAGGAGCUGCGCAAGACACUCAAGGAGCUGCUCUUCUGCUCCUGCGUCACCUUUCGAUGCGACGCCAUACUUGAGUUUCUAUUUCCAUGGAAGUUCACGUGACUGCAGGAUUUGUUCAGGAAGAACAGAAUAUAUGAUAUUUGGGGCAGUGUGCCUGCCAUUGCUGUUGAAUUAACUGAAAUACAUAGUUAAUCAACUAUGAGACCUCAGGUUGGAUUGCGCACAACGGCACAGUGCCACGUAUGGGACCUUUUACCAACCCCUGGCCUCUCCCAUGUUGCAGGCCAAGCCAUGCAUAUAUGCCAUACUUGCGUGGGGAACAAAGACUUGAGCCAUAAUCUAAAGGAUCUAUAUCUAAUUAUACACAGCAAAUGUGUGAUCUGAAUUGUAACACCCACAGUGUUAAAUGUAUCACUUUCUUAGAAAUCAUAUGUAACCAUCUUAAAUAGCCUAGUGUUAAACUUACACUUUUCAAAGUGUUGAUAAACCAACACCCCAAAAGUGUUGGGUCCCUAGCACAAUGAGUGUUGGAAAUUCCGACUUAAAUUAACACUUUAUAAGAGCUAAGGCUGUUAAACUUUCUCAGUGUUAGCGAAUUAACACCUGUGGUGUUACUGUAACUCGUUUUGGGGUGUUGUUUUAACACUUUAGGGUGUAAAGACAUUUUUGCAUAUUUAUUUCCCAGGGUGAAUUUUUUGCUGAGUGUUUGUUAGUGACAGAGAAAUGAUUGUUGAAUUCGAUGGCUUUCAGUCUUGUAGCCUUCACCAAGUGAGUGACUAAGUGAAUAUUUUAUCAUAAAAAUGUAAUUAUUUAUGUCAAUACAUAUAGAUUACUUUUUUUGAAAUUAUAUUGAACCAAAGUGGAAUAGACAUUGAAUUGAAGUCUGUGCCCAGUACAGGCCACAUUAGGAAGUCACAUUAUGCUGGCUUUCAAAGUGUUAUUUCAUUCCUAUUGGAAUCUAGCCAGAGUUAGGAUAUCCAACAAUUUGAACAAACUAUUCUAAAAAGCAACCUGCAACAAAGCAUGCUGGGAAAUAUGAUAAUGAGGCCCCUCCCAUGUCUUUAUCACUCUGAAAGAGUUCACGGAAAUUAACUCAACACAGCUGAGUAACAACACCACACUGUGUUGAUUCCACUCUGAUUCAAGUAACUUCAUUUAUUCACUGCAGGUGGUUUCAAUUUCAAUCCCACUGGUGUUAACCCCACUAGAAUCAACACUCAGAUAUAACACUCACAACACUUUUUACCUCAACACUGAGAUUUUAACACCCGCAAAUUUGCUGUGUAGUUAUCAUCUCCAUCCAACAGCAACUGACAUAACUUUUUCAAGGAUGCCAAUAUAUGUAAAAGCUGCGGGUCCAGUUUUCUCAGGCACCAAGCAACUUUGGUUUAACAGUACAUUACUGUAAACUUUACAAUAAUGUACUACAGGAAUGUACUGUUAAACCAAAGUUGCUUUGGAAUUUACGGUAACAUACUGUACAUUUUGUACAGUAAUUUACAGGUAACUGGCUGCCAAUAAGUUAGCAUGAAAACAACAUGAUUAUUUACAGUGUACUAUGUGGGACAAAUAUUAAUUUGUGCUUUAAUCUUAUAGCCGACACUGGAAAUAGACUUUAAAUUAGACAUAGCAAGUGUUCUGUUUAAAAUAGCAAAGAAUUUCCCAGAAUGUUGUUGGGAAGAGGAUGUUGUUUGAAAGAGGCUAUUGUUGAAGAAAAGGCUGCAUGGGCCUACUGAUAUACACUAGCCCUGAUGCUUUGAAUGGAGUCAAAGAAAGAUGCAUAAAAAUGAGAGCCGUGAAGUUGAGUUUUGUACAAUAAAACAAUUAUGUAAUGUUUUAAUUAAAUAAAAUGAGUGCAUUGUGAAAUCCAAUAAUAGCCUAAUUGGUCCAUAUAGAGAGUUUCAUUUUUAUUUGUUCACUCAUUAUUCAUUUACAUCCAACUUCCAAGUAUGUGCAAAGAAGUUUCACAGUAUGAUUUAGCCUACUUAGGCCUCUGAUGAAAAUGGCCUAUAAAUUGAAAUAAUUAUUUUGAAAUAAAACUUUUUACAUGAAAUCCAAUCUUAAAACAGAUCAGACAUUUUAAGAUUAUCCUCACCAUUUUAAUGCAAAUAGUAAUGUAUGCAUAGACGAAAACAAAAUGUUUAUUUCAAUGUAUAUUUCACAAGUAGCCCAUGUAAUGUAGCCUAGCCAUGUUUUUUUAUUGUGUUAUGGAUGUACUGAAUACUUUGAAUGUUUGACAUAUUUAUAACAUUUUCAAAAGCCUCAAGAUUGUAUCAAUAUUCAUCCCUUUAAAAAAUACAUGCUAUUUUAUGGUUGUGUGACAGAACCAAGGCUCAAACUUAUCUCAUUGUAAAUGUGUACAUUUGAUUACUUUUUACUGUAUUUCAACAUAUGGUCUUGCUAUGAUCAAAUUGUACUAAU